AUGAUGACAAGUCUUUAUAAGAUUGAAAAUCUUGAAAAUCUUUUACAAUGUACAAUUUGUCUUGAACGCUUUCAAAUACCAAAAGUUCUUGAAUGUCAACAUACUUUUUGCUUAGAAUGUUUACAAAACAUUUAUGAUUUACAAAAUCAAACAUUAACAUGUCCAACAUGUCAACGAAAUAUGAAAUUAACUGAAAAUCUUAAUGAAUUACCUAAUAAUAUUUUAAUAAUAAAUUUAAUGGAUAUUCAACCAAUAAAGGCUAAAUGUUCAUCAUGUCAAAAAAUAGAAAUUUUAACAUUAUGUGAAUAUUGUAAUUCACCAAAAUGUACAAAUUGUAAUGAAAAACAUGUUGAUGAUAUGCGACAAUCGAUUAAAACAACAUUGGAAGAAUUAGAAAAUACAAAUCAAAAUGAAUUAAAAAUUUCUAUUCAUAAUUCUUUUAAAGUUAUACGAAAUGAAAUAAAUAAUCAAUUUCAAAAUAUUCGUCAACAACAUGAUUCACAUUUACUAAAAAAACAAAUCGAUAUACUUAAAAAACUUGAAUCCUAUGAACAAAAUUUAUUAACACAAAUAGAACAUGAUCUUCGAUUUCUCGAACAAUCUAAACUUGAAAUAAUUCGAAAUAAUGUUCAUAUUAAUAGGAAAACUGAAUCUGAAUUAAUCAAUUUAUUAACAAUAGCAUCUGAUGUUCAAUACCAUUUGACAGAAAAAAUUACUCAAUAUGUGUCUUAUAUAAAUUCACUUGAAUUAUCUUUACAAUAUGAUCAAAGUCAAACGAAUGAAAUUAAUCAAUUAUGUGAUAGUUUUCAAUUGAAUAUCUCUGAUGAAGAUGAAAAUUCAAAAUUAAUCUAUAUAACUUUACGAACAUUUCUAAAUCAAGAAUAUAAAUUGCAUAUAAAACUAGAUAAAACAAUUAAUGAAUUAAAAGAAAUAUUUGGUAAACAAGAAAAUAUUGAUCCAAAUAAACUAAUAAUAACAAAAAUUGAUAAUUAUUUUGAUGAACUUGAUAAUAAUCGUACAUUAAAAUCUUAUAACUGUGAUUCAACAAGUAUUCUUAUGAUAUAUCUUCGAAAAUAA
This is a messenger RNA of Rotaria sordida, 1077 nucleotides long. NCBI's taxonomy places the organism in Eukaryota, Metazoa, Rotifera, Eurotatoria, Philodinida, Philodinidae. The record is from the annotation of a GenBank genome assembly.